AGAAGAAGAAGAAGGUGUUGCAUUUGGAGAGAUGGCCUCCACAUCAGGCUCUGAUGUUCCGUCUUGUGCUCCUGACGUGGAGAAAGGCAGGACUCGGCUGUGCGAUGAGUUCGCUGCGGUCGCGGGAACCGACAGCGCCGUGGCUCAGUGUUACCUGGCUGAGAAUGACUGGGAGAUGGAGAGAGCUCUGAACUCGUUCUUUGAAGCAGACAUGGAGAGAAUAUGUGCAGAAGAUUUUGAAGAAAAUAACAGCUCCCCCCAAAAGAAGAGGCAAAAGACUGAGAACACCACCUCCUCAGAUUGCAUCGAUUUAACCAAAGACAGYCCAGCUGUGCAGAAACCCUCCGAUGAAGAUGACAGCAAGCUGUCUCUGAUCUCCUGGAACGUGGACGGACUCGACACAGACAACCUUGCAGAGCGAGCCAGAGGCCUCUGCUCCUAUUUAGUCCUAUACACUCCAGACGUGGUGUUCCUACAGGAGCUAAUCCCACCCUACGUCCAGUACUUAAAGAAACGAGCUGUUAGCUACCUGAUCCUUGAAGCCGGGGAAGAUGGUUACUUCACUGGGAUGAUGCUGAAAAAGUCUCGGGUCAAAUUCUUGGAGAGUGAGAUUGUGAAUUACCCCACAACACAGAUGAUGAGGAAUCUGCUUGUAGCUCAGGUGACUUUUAAAGGCCACAAGUUGUGUCUGAUGACUUCUCACCUUGAAAGCUGUAAGGGCCACGCAGGAGAGCGGAUGAAACAGCUGCAGGUGCUGAUGCAGAGGAUGAAAAAGGCUCCUGAUGACAUCAACAUCCUGUUUGGAGGGGACACAAACCUGAGGGACACCGAGGUGGCCAAAGUGGGCCUGCCUUCCAGCGUCUGUGAUGUGUGGGAGCGYCUGGGCAAACAGGAGCACUGCCGCUACACCUGGGACACCAAAGCUAACAACAACAAAACUGUUCCCUACGUCAGCCGCUGUCGCUUCGAUCGCAUCUACCUCCGCCCAGCCACCAAAGAAGGAGUCCCACACCUGGCCCCUGAUCACCUGGCUCUGGUGGGGCUGGAGAAGCUGGACUGUGGCCGUUACACCAGUGAUCACUGGGGGAUUUACUGCAGCUUCACUGCUGAGUAGAAACCGAAAACAGACCGACGUGCUCCAGUUAAAGUUUCUUUUAACCUGCUGCUUCUCUUUUAUUUAAAACAUGUUCUGAUCUCAGCUGAGGUUUGGUGCCWUCAUGUUUAUCAUUUACUCCUUUUUUAAUUAGACUGUUGAAAUUUGAAGUGCCAGUAAAUAAAUGUUUGAACUGUU
This is a messenger RNA of Austrofundulus limnaeus, 1291 nucleotides long. RefSeq names its product tyrosyl-DNA phosphodiesterase 2b (gene tdp2b). Lineage: Eukaryota; Metazoa; Chordata; Actinopteri; Cyprinodontiformes; Rivulidae. Gene Ontology annotation, biological process: double-strand break repair. Gene Ontology annotation, molecular function: 5'-tyrosyl-DNA phosphodiesterase activity; protein binding; single-stranded DNA binding. Gene Ontology annotation, cellular component: PML body; cytoplasm. The transcript has 7 exons. Bases 32 to 1114 code for a protein of 360 amino acids. The record is from RefSeq and is a predicted model, not a curated record.